Messenger RNA from Serinus canaria (Common canary), 897 nucleotides. RefSeq names its product phosphoserine phosphatase (gene PSPH). Lineage: Eukaryota; Metazoa; Chordata; Aves; Passeriformes; Fringillidae. The record is from RefSeq and is a predicted model, not a curated record. Gene Ontology annotation, biological process: dephosphorylation; L-serine biosynthetic process. The transcript is spliced from 5 exons. Gene Ontology annotation, molecular function: L-phosphoserine phosphatase activity; magnesium ion binding. Gene Ontology annotation, cellular component: cytoplasm. Bases 57 to 818 code for a protein of 253 amino acids.
AAGCCCUGAGCCGCCUGCGCUCGGCCCUUCUUGCCCGCGCCAGAGCAGCAGCACCAAUGGCUCAGGAAACAGUGCUCUUCUCUCCCUCUGAGAAAGACUUCAUCUUGUCCCCUCACAGUAAGAAGGCUCCCAAAAGGAUGGCAUCCCUGAUGGAGCUGAAGGAGAUCUUCCGCAGCGCCGAUGCCGUGUGCUUCGACGUGGACAGCACCGUCAUCAGGGAGGAGGGCAUCGACGAGCUGGCCAAGUUCUGCGGGGUCGGGGACGCCGUGGCUGAGAUGACCCGCAGAGCCAUGGGUGGCACUGUCACAUUCAAGGCAGCUCUCACAGCACGGUUAGGUCUCAUCAGGCCCUCCUAUGAACAAGUGCAGAAAUUAAUAUCUGACAACCCACCUCAGCUAACUCCAGGAAUAAGGGAGCUGGUGAGCAAACUCCACCAACGAGGGGUUCAGGUGUUCCUGGUCUCGGGGGGCUUUCAGAGCAUCGUGGAACACGUGGCCCUGCAGCUGAACAUCCCCACAGCAAACGUCUUUGCCAACAGGCUCAAGUUCUACUUCAACGGAGAAUAUGCAGGGUUUGAUGAAACACAACCAACAGCUGAGUCAGGGGGGAAAGGAAAGGUCAUCACUCAUCUGAAAGAACAGUUCCAUUUCAAGAAAGUGGUCAUGAUUGGAGAUGGAGCUACAGACAUGGAAGCCUGCCCCCCUGGAGAUUGCUUCAUUGGAUUUGGAGGCAAUGUGGUCAGAAAGCAAGUGAAGGAGAAAGCCAAGUGGUACAUCACCCACUUUGAUGAACUGCUAAAGGAGCUGGAAGAGCGAUAAAUCCUCCUGUAAAAUAAUCUAUUUAACACCUGUAAAUCCAUUCCACAAUGCCAUUAAACAUUUAUUUGUUUGCAAACUC